Messenger RNA from Acanthoscelides obtectus, 4214 nucleotides. Lineage: Eukaryota; Metazoa; Arthropoda; Insecta; Coleoptera; Chrysomelidae. The record is from the annotation of a GenBank genome assembly.
UACCGUUGAUCGAAUCUCCAACAUAAUCGCACCCUAAGUGUUGUUGUUGUUGUUGUGUUGCAAAACAAAAAGAUUUACCUGAAUUUCUAAAAUUUUAGCAUUCACAAAAUGUAUAGGUACCUACUUCAAAGUUUACGCUUUACCUUGGAUUCGUCACAGUUGGGUGCCCCCUGUCCCCUACAAAGUUUGAUACGGCCCCUGUGCUCUUAAGGGUAAAGACGGAAUAGAAUGAAUCCCUGUUUUCUUUCAAUGGCUUAGUGAUGGUGCGCGGCGAAUAAAAGGAUAGUUGGGUGGGCGCAUAUAAAGAGUCACAGGAUGCAAUGUUGGGGCUCAUAUCGAUCCCCGUGGAACACCGUUGAUGUGAGAAAGAAAAUUCUCGAUUGCGCGGUAUAUGAAAUGAUCGCUGUGUUAGGGUACAAAGAGACACAUUUCGACAGCAUAUAUUUUUAGCACGCGUAGUAGUUGCACGGCAUGGAAAGCGUUCAAUAUUGAUUUUCACGACGCCAGCGACGCGCUGUCACCGCAGAGCGUUCAAAAUGGGCAGGCAUCCCCGAUCGAAAACACCGCGCCAACCGCGAUAACCACACUCGAAAAACUGCGAAUUCUCACCGAAAAUCAUGUACUAGCGUCUAUUUUUAAGUGACAAAUUUUGACGGCCCGAAAAUGCAUAACCCGAAAGUAGGCACGAUAGUCCUUCGGUCUUUAUCCGUUCUGUUAGGCCUUUUUUUCAUUUUUGUUGGAUUAAUCAAGAUCUCCAGCGUGAUAUCCAAGGAUCUGCACAAAGAUUUGAGGAAAGAGUUCGUGAAGUAUGCCAAGGUGUUUCCAUUCUCGGAGAUGCUGGAUUUCAAAAUUCCUUCAAAAUGGUAUCGAAGAACAGUUGGGUCGUUAGAAAUAAUUUGUGGAAUAGCCAUGGCGUUCGUACCUAGUCAUAAAAUAAAAAACAUAGCCAACACCUGCCUGCUAGCCCUGACCUUGAUGACAGUGUACUCCCACUAUAUGGUCGCCGACAAACUGGAGCGAACUGCGCCUGCGCUUGUCUUCCUGUUCAUGUUGACAGGCAGGUUAGUGGUAUUCUUUCAGCUGCAGAGGGCGCAGAUGGAACAGGCAGAGCCGUUGGUUAACGGAUUCAAGCAAGAGUGAGGAGAUACUUCGGAAUAGUAGGCAAGGAAGAAGACUAAUGCAAAAUCAACUGAAAACCUCCACGUCAGCAGAAGAUAGAAGAACUAUGAUAUUUUGCAUUACCGUAUUUUGUUUCAGUCAUCUUUCAUGUUUCAAACUAUAACAAAACUACCUAGAUUAUUAGGUGCUAGAGAGAAAAUUAAGGAACGGAACAAAAAUACAAAAUUAUUUUAAGAAGAAAGAUCGUGAGAUUGACCUCAAAUAAGAAAUAUUAAAACGCUCGCCUAAAAGUGACACAUAUUCAACCGGGACGUGGUUCUGACUGAAAGUUUUCCUCGAUUUCGUAUAUUCCCGAUGAUCUCUAGCACCUCGAAGUAUCUCUCUGUACUGGUAUAAGUGCCAUUUAGGAAAUAUUGUUGAAAUAAAUGAAAAAAUUCCAGUUUUCUGUAAAAAGAGAUGUAUAUAAUACGGUUUGUGAUAUUUUUUAUUUUUAGGUUAUGUUCUGUUGAUCAUGUUACUGUUACCAUUAGUCCAUAGUACCACGUGUAGAUCGUUUUCAAAACACAAUCGCUACAAGUAUUCAUACAAAUUCUGAUAGGCGCAUUGAUCACCAUUAUCUGAUGAUUAUGAAUAUUUCUUAUAUUACUUAUGUAUGAAAUUUGUAAGAAAAUACUUUUUUGCUUUUCACUUAUUUCAAGAGAAUCUUGGAUGGUUGAAGAUCACCUGACAUUAUUAGUUAGCAACAUUUGCUUGGCACAUUCUUAACUUACCUUCAGGACUUUCAAUUUUCAUGUACCUACUUUGAAGUUUACUUCGCAUAUCAAAAACUAUUUUCAAAUUUCAUACGAAGAAUAACGUUAGCAGCUUUCUCACUGGUCAGUGUACGCAUACUGAUUUUCAAACAGGUGAAUAUAGACUAUAAUUAUGUACUAUUGUUAUAAAUAUUGAAAGACCAUAUACGAGUAAGUAGAGUUAGCUUAAUGAUACAUUUGUGUUAGUACCUUUAAUAAAAUAAAACAAGUUACACUGGUAUUUAAAUAGACAUUCACUGCCACAUAUGUAAACUGUCACCAUCAUUAAACAAGAAAUACAUCAUAUCGAACACGAUUUGUUUAUACCUGCCCUUAUAUUCAGUUGCCGCCUAAUUAGAAACAGGAUAAUAUUAAACAAAGUGGUGUCAGAAGAAUUUUGGGACAACGUUAAGAAACACCUGUUGCCUUAUUAUUUCCUCAAAGUGGUAUGUUUUAUUUUGGGGGAAAUGUAUUUUAGAAUAUUGGAGAACAAAAGUCAAUCUACAAUAACUUGAAUGAAUAUGACAACUCAUUAACUAAUUAUAGAAAACAUACUUCACGGCCAAAAUAUGCAAAUCUAGGUAACACCUGAUGUCCUAAUUUUAGAGACACGAAAUUAUUUAAAUAUUUUGCAGGUCUAAAUCAUGCCAAAUUGAACGCGUGUGUUUUGUUUUCAUCCGUGACAUUUCUGGUAUCUGAUGUGAGAGCGCGGCAAAACACUGCGUGUCAAACCUAUUUAUAUUUAUUGACAUCUUAAUAACUCACAGCCGCUCAAGCAGGGCAGAAGUGAGCAUGCUUUUUGAAAUAUUAUUGUGAUGGUCCCUUCCUUACCUCAUUCGUAGUCCAUUUACGCCCAGACAAAACACAGCAUGCCCAAAAGCGAGAUUGUGCAGGUCCGUAUUUACCUCAAUGGUCUUGGAAUAAUCUAACAAAGUAAAUUAAUGAUUAUUUUUAUAGACAGAAGCGCACAUACUUUUUCACAAUUUUUAUUAUAUAGUUUUCUAGUAUGGUAUGGAGGAUUAUCAAGUACAAUGACGGUAUUGUCGUCAAGCUUUGGGAGCGUUUCUUCAAACCAUCGUUCAAAUGAACUACCGUCCAUUUCGUCAUGGUAGUCGGUCGUUUUCUUUGACUCAAAUGCCAGCCGCACAAAGCUACCUUCACUGCCAAUGUGACAGAUGACAAAUCGUUUUCCUUGUACUAUGUAUAUUGCUCAAUUAGUAGUGAUGGCCGGAAGACAGGCGUUUUGGGAUAAACAACUCGAAAUUUUCAAAAACAACUCCAAUUUUUUUGUGGAUAUCUAGAGGUAAAAAACCUGAUUUGAAGAACUUCAAGUAGCUGCGUGAAAUUAUCGUCGCAUUAGCAACAAGAGCCACAACCUGCAUUUUGCCUCAGUUUUCGGCCAUAACUUUCUUACUAUUCGUCGGAUUUUCUUAUGUGUGGUCUCAUUCUGUAGGCCUCAUAAAUACCCAGAAAUCUUAUUUGAAGAGUUUUUGGUUCCGGACAACACUUCCGAUUGAAUCCCAAAAACACGUUUUCUCAUUCGUUGUUGUCGAAUAAAUAGUUUUCCCACUAAAACUGGUGUACCCAUUUUAUGCGUCCAUGAUUUACAUACCCCCUAGAACAACUAGCACCAAUAGAACCAGACUUUAUAAUUAUUUCUGGGAAAUUUGCUAAUAUGAUUAGACAUUGCAGGAAACUUUGAAAGUGGCUGACAGUCAUAUGUGAUUGACAUAGACUUCUCUACCGCUAAAUGACAUUAUUGAUACUGUUGAUGAAAAUUCUUCACUUUACGCUGACGAAGAAUUGGUGUUGAGUUAAUAAUGAGUCAGUCAGUAGCAGUCAACUUUGAGAAAACCUGAGUAAGUUAGACGCUUGGUGCUCACAAAACAAUCUGCCAUAGAACAUCAAUAAAUGUUACGUUAUGUCUGAUACCAACAUGAAUGAAAUGCCGGUGUUUAUGAAACACUAGGCAAUUAGGUACCACUUUUGCAUCCAUCAGCAUAGUAGGAUCUCAGACUACGGUGAUCAGCAGCAAAAAUAAAAAUCGAUAUGCUUUAGGGUUGAAAUAAUAUAUAAGAGCAACGACAAAUACUAUAUUGAUUAUAUUGAGAAUACAAAUAAAUAAAUAAAUAAUAUACAAAAAUAAAGAAACGGUGCACUUAUAUCUAUGAGCUAACCCUUCAGUACUUGCCUCAUACACAUAUCACAGAUUAUUUUGUUGAAAAUACUGUAUUUAUAAAAACUAUACAAAUUAGAAACAAACAAUUUAUAAACAAAAAUAAAAUAAGUAUUUAUUUAAAAAAA